GGGAAUGAGUGAUAGGAUGGGCAUUUUGGAGGGUAUGUAGGGCAUUUUGUUGGCGUGACGGGAUCGUCGCAAGUUAAACAAGGAUACGCCCCUGCACAAGAUGGGUAGCACAAAGACCAACCGUUCAUACAUUGUGGCCAAGUACCUGGCACCGACCAUCCACCUGUUCCUGAUCGGAUCUCUCACCACGACCACGGUCGUGAUCAAGCUCGCCGCCGGCGAGUCGGUCUGGUUCUACCUGAUCUUCCCGGUGCUGAUCUUCGCCAACUGGGCCCAGUUCCUGCGCCACCCGAGCUACGUGGAGCCGUCGGACCGGGCCGAGAACCGCGUCAGCCGCUACCCGCUGCUGCGGCCCGACCAGUGCCAGCCGAUCCGACCGUCGGACGACGACGUGCACGAGCGCAUCAUGGACCCGGCGCCUCGCUUCCAGGUGGCCGACGGCGUGCACUUCUGCCGGCGCUGUGCGUUCCACGUGCCGGCGUGCUCGCACCACUGCCCGCUCUGCCUACACUGCAUCCGGCUGCGCGACCACCACUGCUUCUUCCUGGGCGCGUGCGUCGGCCGCGACAACAUGGUCUACUUCCUGGCGUUCUGUCUGCACGCCUGCCUGGGCUGCGCCGUGGCCGCGUACUGCAUCAGCGCGCAUCUGCACCGCGCGCUGAUGCCGCUGGACACGGUGCAGGGCGCCAUCAACUUCGUGCCGCCGAUUGCCAUGGCCAGCUGGGCGCUGGGCAACAUCAGCGCGCUGGUGCUGGGCUACGUGGUGCUGGUCUACCUGGCCGCCACCACCAGUCUCGGCACGGGCUUCAUGUUCGGCUACCAGAUAGGUGCUGCUGGCGUCGGGCCAGGUGGCGCACAUGUGGUCGGUGACGCCGCGGCUGGAGGUGUCGCCGCGCGCCGCGCAGCACUGCCGGCGCGUGUUCGGCCGCUGCGGCCUGCUGCAUCUGCUGCUGCCGCUCGACCGUCGGCCGUACGCCUCGCUCGACCAGGCUGACUUCGGGCUGGACGAGGUCAAGGUCCUGUAGAAGUCGGCCGCGCUCAGCCUCGCACUCAACGCUUCGAAGCACGCUAAGUCGUCGUCGCUCGUUUGCGCUCAAGCAAGAGUGGCCCGCUGUGGGUGGAGGGGUGCGCUAGCGAGAGGGAGUUCGGUUCCCCACGCACGGGAGCACGUAUGUGAUAAGAUUAUGAUGAUGCGAGGUGGCUUGCUUUCAUCCGAGAGUCGGUACUUACGAAAUCAAAGCACUGUAAAAGCGAUACGCAGUGUAUUUGGUUCGUCAUGAUUGGCUCAAUUUAAAGUGUUCGCCCACUUCUCGCUGGAACAUCUAAAUAAGGGUGAAUCGGAAGGCACGUGCUCCAACCAACCGAGCCAUUGAGAUGGACAAACCCUGCUGUAAACCGGCAAAGCUUUAGCGUAAACUGGAUGCUUUGGAAGGUGAGGGCGUCACAGAGGUGCUUUGCCUGCGUUAGCGCUGUAUCACACAGCGUCAGGACCAGAGAAGGCAGGGGGCGACAGUGGCAAUAUGUCGGCAUUGGAGAUAUGCGUGGGCUGAAUGACUGCUCUCUAAAACCACUUCCCGGCUUGUUCUAAAAGGGAAAAUGAUCUCUAACUUGAUUUCUUCAAGUGCGUUUUGUCGGGAGACCGAUGGCGGGAGCGUAGCCACCACGUCACCAGCCGGUGCCAUGGGCGACCAGUGCUGCAGGGCGCACUCAGCGGAGGCUCUGACAGGAGAGCGCCCGGGCGCGGCGAGGCCAGGCUACCGUGAAGGUCCGGCGCGCCUCCCGCCGGCCGGUGGGAGCGUCCUGGAGUUGGGGCCUGCUCGCUCCGCGGCGCACGCGUCUCACGCUGACCAGCUGGGCCAGGGCCAGUCAAUCGAAGCCGUGCUUUCUCCUGCCGCUCGCCGUGCCGUGCCGUGUUGUGCCGUGUGCUGCUCUUGCCGCGCGUGCCUCGUAACGGAUGACUGCUGUGGUAGCAAUUUUGGCGAUCAAACCCGGGUCGUCUCACCUCCGGACCUGAAUUUGAAUUGCCUUGCUUGCUGACUGUGACAAGUCUAUUUGGGCUGUUUUUGUUGGCCGGAUAUGCUGUCACAUGUUGUCAGCGUAAGUGACGUAAGUUACGUAAGUAAGCAGUGACAAUCAAAAAUGGUCGCCUUAAAGAGCGUUAAUUGUAGUAGUGUCACUUAGCUGUGGCAGCCCGCUUCGGGGAGUUUCUGGGGUAUGAGUGUGUUGUCAGCACUGAUUGAUAAAGCCCGUAUUUACUAAUGAAUGAUCUCGUUCAAUUGUUAAAUGGACGGCCUCCGCUUCGUCACCUUUAACGAUAAAAUUAUCAUGGCUUUGGUGGUCCGUGCGUGCUUCAGAACUUCAUCAACGAUGCUGAGUUGGCCAAUAUGUGGCUGUCAACACCGGUGACAACCAUGACAACCUUAGUCAGCUCCAGGCCAGUACGCGUCUGCACGACCGCUCUUGAUAUGCGCUCAACGAAUCCAAAGCAAAGAGGCUUGCGGGAGAGUACAGCUCCCUGCCGGAAGCAUUCGGUCACGGCUGAAAUAUAUUCCUGCGUAGUGUUUGGGGCACCGUGUGCAGGGGUGACGUCACCGACGAGCCGAAAUAGAAACCUGCAGUGUGCAUAUUUGUCGCGAGUUUUGCGUUGUCGGCCGUGUUAUGUUGUUGACUGUUUUUGCGGAGCGAUUGAUCGUACCUGCCCAUGUCUGGAUCGUUCGUUUGCGACAGGGGAACGGCAUUGUAGUCUCAAUGCUUCCAUGCCACGUGUCGGUAUUUGGGUAUGGUAUUGGCAUGCAUGGUAAAUGUUCCCACGCUACGUCUCGGUAUUUAGGGCCGAAAGUGGAAUGGUAGUCUAAUCCUAUCGACGCGCUUAUGUUAAUCAUAAUUAUAUGAUUUUGCAUGUGUAUCUGGAGUAACCAGCAAGAUGUCGCAACUGUCGCUGUCCCAUACGGUGUCUCUGAGAAAAGGGGGACAGGCUUGCGUUGGCUGGCCAUUUUGCCGCUGUCAGUUAGUAGAAGACAAACUGACGACGCGUUUCCUAGUCUAGAUUGUGCUCCCAUUCUCAUUAUGUCAUUGUGACCGUGUGGCGAGCGGCGGUUGCUGCUGUGAUAUAUCGUUUGAAGCAAUUGCUAUCGUAGCGCGCUGAUAGCGUUCGAGUCAGCGUGGUAGCGAUUUGCAUGGCAUGCGCUUCUCACAAUUUCAUUGUUCCCAAAUUCCUGGUUCGGUUAGGUUGUACGGCCGAGAAGCGUGUGAUGAGGCCGUGGACGUUCAUGAAUGCCCAGCCUGCGCUGGCUGUGUAACAUUGCAUCGUUCAGUUCCCAUUUUGACUCGAUGCUACAUUGAAGUGCACGAUGGUGAACUUUGGUCAACGACCACACACUCGACCGCACAGAAGGAAUCGAGGAAUGAGGCCUUUUCGCACCCUCUACGGAUGUCUUGGGCUGAACUCGG
Molecule: messenger RNA, 3450 nt
Organism: Pollicipes pollicipes
Lineage: Eukaryota; Metazoa; Arthropoda; Thecostraca; Pollicipedomorpha; Pollicipedidae
Product: palmitoyltransferase ZDHHC2
Exons: 2
Coding region: 101-994 (297 amino acids)
Biological process (GO): protein targeting to membrane; peptidyl-L-cysteine S-palmitoylation
Cellular component (GO): endoplasmic reticulum; Golgi apparatus
Molecular function (GO): protein-cysteine S-palmitoyltransferase activity
Source: RefSeq, a predicted model, not a curated record